Messenger RNA from Penicillium malachiteum, 303 nucleotides. RefSeq lists its product as uncharacterized. Lineage: Eukaryota; Fungi; Ascomycota; Eurotiomycetes; Eurotiales; Aspergillaceae. The record is from RefSeq and is a predicted model, not a curated record. The transcript has a single exon. The coding region runs from base 1 to 303 and encodes 100 amino acids.
AUGUCGUCACCCUUUCUCGAUGCCCAAGGCAAUAUAAUCCCCCCAGAGCAAAUACUGGGAAACGGGAACACUGCUGUCGUUCUCCUCCAGAACGGGGUGGCCGUCAAAACACCCCUAAGAUACCCUUGGUCUUCCGAUUCCGAUGUCAAAGUGAAUAUCGACAGUAUCAUACGCGAGCAGAAUGUAUAUCGUCGUUUACAUCACCCCGAUGAUCCCCGGUCAAGCGGUGUUGUCCGUCGCAUUGAGUUCUCGACCGAAUCCACUCAACUUGCAUAUUUGGCCAAUGGAGAUCUCCGGAAUUAG